This is a messenger RNA of Procambarus clarkii (red swamp crayfish), 7757 nucleotides long. NCBI's taxonomy places the organism in Eukaryota, Metazoa, Arthropoda, Malacostraca, Decapoda, Cambaridae. The record is from RefSeq and is a predicted model, not a curated record.
UUCAGCGCUCAGUCACCGUCGGGUGCGGACGUCGCUCGGGCUCUGCUUGUCCCCCACUACGUGUGCUUUCUUAAAUGUUAAAAACUCUCAAACUUGUGGUUACCUUUUUUUUUAAGUAACAGAAAGGCUAAUAUAUUAUAAUUUCUUGACAAUCUGUGCGCUAAUUUUUCCGUAUAUGUAUCAGCAAGCAGCGACUAUUAGUGCCAGAGUGAAAUAGCUUUGUAUCCGUUUGCUGAAUGUGCUACAUUAUACACUACACGGCCCCAUUUAAGCGAUCGUUCCUGGACCAGUGUGUGUGUGUGGAAGGCCGGUGUAUGUGCGUGCUGCCGCUAUGUUUAUAGAGUUAUAGAGCUGGUGGCCGGUAUAUCCUGUGCUAUCCGGUCAACAACAACGGCGUUGGCAACCGUUGCUCUUUAGUGCCACCCCCCCCCACCGGCCGCUGCUGGCACCUGAGUGCCACCAGCGUACAGAGUGGCACUUUGUACUGGGCCAUCAGCUCAGUACAAAGGUUGUGUAGGUGUGCCAGAGGCUACGAGCACUUAUGAAUAACAGGUUUCACUGAUUAAAAAUAUGUUCCACGACGAAUAACAUUUCACUGAUGUUUCACCUGUUCUUCUAAUGAAUAACAGAUUUCAAUAGUGAAUUGAAUAAUCCACUAAUGAAAAUUGCGUUUCAUUGAUGACUAACAUGAUCCAUUGAUGAAUAACAUGUUCCGCUGAUGAAUCACAUGUUCCACUGAUGAAUAACAUACUCCAAUGUUGAAUAUGUUCUACUGAUGGAUAACAUGUUCCACUGAUGAAAACAAUGUUCCAUUGAUGAAUUGAAAGAUCCAUAAUGCAUUGAAGAGCUUUUUUUUUGAACUUUCACAUAUAACUGAUAAAAUAAUUCUCAUAAACGAGUAACGAAACAAAAUUAAUUUAGUGGUGUCAAUUACGACAGAUCUCAAAUCUGCCAAUUAAAACCACAAUGAUCAACGCACAAUUAUUCGUAUGGUAAAAAAAAGAGAGUAAUAUUGCCAUAAUACCGAUUCACGACGAUGGUAUUUGGCAAACGAGAGGUGAUGGCAAGAAAUGGUUCCCUGUACGGUAUUGAAAGGGAGAUGACCGUGGAUUUAUACGAAACGGGGUUAUCAGCGGCGGGGCAAAAUGUUGUUUGUCUACUACCUGAAUGAAACACUUAGGGUUAAAAGUAAGCAUUGAUAUGAACAUUUGUUUGGAGUACAAUGCGACUUGUUCUUCCGGUAUGAGAGAGUGGAGGUACCAUGGCUGUUUGAAAGGGUACAACACACCCGUGUGAGUGGGGGUGUUCUACGCUCGUAUAAAGGCUACUGGUAGCUUAAUAAAAAGGGGUACCACGCCCGUGUAAGGGAUAUCACUACCUUGUGAGGGGGAGUACCACGCACAUGUGGACGCGGUACACGCUUGGAAGAGAAGUACCUUGGAGGUUACACGUUGUGCGGGCCGGGACAGCUCCCCCAGCGACCCCGCGUACUAUGGGAAGAUGCGGUCGUAGAGCUGCCAACACAUCAGGCUUUAAUGCAAGUUCUCAGUGACAUCUCCAGCCUCUUCAAGAUGGGCAUCUGUCUCGAUACAGGCCAACGCUCCGAGACACUCAGCCUCCACGACCUAGAUGAAGAUCGCAGUGGAUCCCCGUUGGUGGGGGAGGGAAGGAAUGGGGAGGCCGGAACAACGGCGGCGACCACCCCGAACACAGCGGCGCCUCCAGGAGGACCCAACAACACCGCCCCGACGGAGACGAUCACAGGCGCCCCCGUUAUCUUCUUCCUCGGUGGGCCAGGGAGCGGUAAGAUGACCCAUGCGCAGAACCUGGCCGACAUCCAUGAGGGUUACCGACACAUCAACCUCUCAGUCGUCAUUAGCGAAUACAUCAAAGAGAAUGACCUUGGGUCGCCUCGGUCCAUCUCAGCGACUAUCGCCUUGGCUCUGCUGGCCCGAGAGAUGCAUCUCACUCAACGCUGCAAAGGAUACUUAGUGUCCGGUUACCCGCGGCAUAUGGAGGAUGUUCUCCACUACAACGAUAAGCUUGGCCGACCCACUGGGGCUAUCUUGCUGGAAUGGGACCGUGGAACUCUCAUCAGGAAUAUUGAGUUGAGAAUGAGAGAGUAUUGUUUGAGUCAGAGCUGCAAGCUGAGGAGUGCUGGUCGUAUGCUAGGUAACGUUGAUGGGGCCAUCCUGCUGGACUGGAGGGAGUCCACACUGCUCAGUAACCUGGAGGCUGGAGCGAGGAUGGGUACCCUUAUGCUGGACGCUGCCAGGAAGGAUCUCUCAGAGUUCCACAGCAAGGUGCUGCCUGUGUGCGAACACUUCGACAACCACGGUCUUCUUUAUGUGGUGUCUGGGGAGAGGAGUCAGGAGGAAGUGUUUAGAGACGUCCAGAGAGCACAUGACAAAAUUAUGAAGCCUCCUCCUCUGCCUCCUCCCUCACGGGCCUCUGUGGGGUCGUACCGCGAGUACCGAAACAUGACGGCAUCUGUGAGGAAUCAACCGCUCUCCACCUCAAUCAUUAACGUCAACUCGGAAGAUGCCAUCUUUCCUCCUUGCCUCUUCUUCAUGGGUGGCCCUGGGAGUGACAAGUGGCGGCUGAUGAGCGGCAUCACGUACCUGUACCCAGGGUGGGCGUGUGUGUGUGUCGGCCAGAUGCUCCGUGACCACGUUGCUUGCUGGAGGGAGGACCCGGAGACCUACACGGCGCUGCCCAGCGAGAAGGUCGUCAUGAUACAGAAUCUUAUGCGCAAAGGCGAGCUGGUGCCCCAGGAUUUAAUUCUGGAUUUAGUGAAGACACAGCUGGAAGAUCUCAAGUCGCAUGAGGGAAUUGUGUUGGUUGGGUUUCCUCGAGACAUUAUUCAAGCUCAGAACUUCGAGGAAAAGUUUCACCAGAUCCCUACACUGUUGCUGAUCGACUGCUCGGAGUUGGAGCUGGGCAGGAACUUAGGCAGGAGAGAGAACCGUCUUGAUGACAACGUGGCAGCAGCGCGUAGACGACUCGCCAUCUACAGGGAGGUCACUCUUCCCAUGUUGAAGGCCUUUGAUGAGAAGAAUAGGCUGAAAAUUAUUGACGGCGACGCAGACUGGGAGCAAGUGGAAAGGGAAGUGAAGCGCGCCAUAUACGUCGAGACGCAGAGCCUGGGUCGACGAGUCCACAGGUCGGCCACCCACACGCCCACACCCUCCUUGCGGGAGACCUCUUCCCCACGCCCUGCCAGUCCUUGCUUGUCUGCCGCUACGCACCUCAGAGACCCGUCAGAUGAAGACACGAGUCAGGAUCAUGUCAACAGUAAUGUUCUGGCACUCCCUAGCCUCGAUCACAAUGUUUUGACACUCCCUACCCAUGGCCACAAUGUCUUGGCAUCCCCUAGCAUUGACCACAAAGUUCUGGCAUCCCCUAGCCUUGGCCGCAAUGUCUUGGCAUCCCCUAGCAUUGACCACAAAGUGCUGGCAUCCCCUAGUAUUGACCACAAAGUGCUGGCAUCCCCUAGUAUUGACCACAAAGUGCUGGCAUCUCCUAGUAUUGACCACAAAGUGUUGGCAUCCCCUAGCCAUGACCCCAAAAUUCAAGCACCCUCUAGCCAUGGCCUCAAGGUCUUAGCGCCCCCUAAACAUGACCAUAUGGACACCAGAUCAAUAUCGCAACAUGAUAUUGAUGAUGUGGAUGUCAUAGAAACAACACCCAAGAACUCUAUGAAAUGCAAGGGGGUCUGACAUCCGAAGGAGUUACACAUAGUUUGGCGAAACAGGUCUCUGCUAAUGCUCUCUUCCAUUAGAAACAAGGUUGACGACCCUGAAAGACAUCUGAGCAGCACUUCGACCUGUUUCAGUUGUUUUCGAGCUUCUAAGAAGCAGAAUGGUUGGCGGUGUGUUGACACAACCCGUAUUCUCGUUCUGCUUCCUCGUGUGGGUUUUAUUGUCCUAGUUUGUGAUCCGGAGGCCGACUAGAGAGUGUAUGUCUCUCUCUAUAUGUAAAUAUAUAUUGUUUUCUAUACACAUUAUGUCUCAUGCUAGAUUAUUAAUAUUAGAGCAUUAUAAUACUGAAUAAUUAAUCAUAAGUGAGAAAUAUGUUAUUAAACAAUAACCUAAGAGCGACAAAAUUAACGGAAUAACAAUAUUCUUAGUAAAUGAUUUCUUAGUCUUACGUUAUGCAUUGCAAUUUUAAGCGAACUAUCCCAUUAACAUCUCUCUGUGGUAAGGAAAUUCUUAUAAACAGUAAAUUGCCUCCAAUUGCCAGUAAUCGGCAAAUAUCUUCACUGAAUGGGGGAUAAUACAAACUUCAUUUUCUGAAGAAUUUACACAUUAGAUCUCAGGAAGUAAUGGUUGGACUACGUUCAUUCAGAUCUAAAAACCUCUUUGAGCUAGUGACCUUAAUAUGCUCAGUGAUAAACAACAACGUUUCGUCAUAUGUAGCAUAGGAAAUAGUAGACAACAGUAGUGAUUUUAUAACGUAUUUGAAACAUUAAAUGGUGAAUAUUAUCAAAUCAGUCAUAUUGCCUUCACUGGAGGGCAUAAUAGCUGAAACUUGUUGUUAAAUAGAAUAUGUAAGCAUGCAGAAAUUCACUAAAAGCUGGGUUUGUUAGCAGUGCUAAUGUAUAUAUAGUUGUAAAUACAGGAAGGUUGGCUUCAGUAUUCACGGUAAGAUACUCAUAGUCAGUCAUUAUUGAACAGUUUUUAGGUUUUGUUAAAUGCAUUUGUAUAUAUUUACAAGACUGAAUUCCAGUGAUGUUCAAAUAAUUUUCAAGAUGCAUUUCUUCACUAAUGUUAAGCUUCAGAUAGACAGGUCAUGAGGACAUUAGUUUCCACUUACACGAUUGGAACAAAUAACAAUAGUUUCCACUUACACUAUUGGAACAAAGAGAACAGAACGUAGUGCCUUGGGACUGACUUGUCAACAAUAAAAAGCCACUACUGAAACAUUGCAAAAAAAUAUUAUCCUUGACAAGUUACUUUCGAGGGAAAUGCUGCUCAUGAACGGCACCACAUUUCUUAGGAACUGUGAAAUAGAAAAAAAUAUUUUUAUUUUUUUCGUAGGAAUAACCUGUUAUAGAGGAUAUAAAAUAUGUUCUUAAACACAUUGGUCAGGAAGAAAACAUGUCGAAAGAUUUAUGUAGUACAAUCACGUGUGGCAGGGGAAAGCACAGACAAAUCCGAAAGAGUUCAGACAAAUCCAAAAUUUGGUUCAAGAGUUACCACUGAAGGUCAGUAUAUUUAUAGUUCUAGUUUCAAGGUCUCAGCCCUUAAAUCUCUUACAUGGGACCUAGCCAAGAGUUACACUUACCCAGAAUGUAUCCCAGGGUCAUAUUAUCUCUAGCGCAUUCAAGCGUUCAGCAGGUUAAGUACCGUUGGAGCUGGCCAGUAACAGGAUGAGUGACCCUGCGGAAAGCCUCGCCCGUAUCUUGGGAAAAUUGUCGAUGAACCUGUCUGGGUAAGCCACACUAAGUUUGACUAUUAGACUAUUACAACUAAAGAAGUAAAACAAGUUAGUACUGUAUAUAGUUAUCUAAGCAAAGACUUUUAAGACUUUUAAGUUUGUAUUCUUUAAGAGAAUGGUGUUCCUUGUGCCACCACUGACGUUAUGACAUACUUAACCAGCCCAGCAAUACUACUUAAUGUAAGAUAUAUACUGUGGUGAUAUUCAUCACUUAAUACGUAGUUAGGUAAUACAAAACUAGUGUUCGUUAUAUUGUAUUUCGAGUUACUUCACAUUGUUCAGUUGCCAGGGAAUAACAAUCAUAAAAUGAUCUCAUAGCCUAUUUACCGAUUUUCUGUAUUUUCACAAGAACAAAUAUAAUUUUAAGUGCAAGUUCUCUCUAAUUAUAAGCUGUACCUGUGCAUAUUAUAGAAGGCGGUUAUCUUUUGUGCCUUAAUUGUACGCCCACCCACAUUUAAUCCUUUUGUGUUCAAUUUCCCCAAGAUGAAAUGGUAUCAUUGGGAAUAAACUCAUUGUGUGUUCAGCUAGACUUCACUUGCACAUUCCCCUGAGUCUAACGGAACCACAGUCCGAAUCCUCUUUACGUUUUGCUCUCUAAUGAAACAUUGGUGCUUCUGAAGAAACGUUGCUGUCUAAUAGCAUUUGGUGCUUCUGAAGAAACGUUGUUCUCUAAUGAAACAUUGGUGCUUCUGAAGAAACGUUGCUCUCUAAUAAAGCAUUAGUGCUUCUGAAGAAACGUUGCUCUUUAAUAAAACAUUGGUGCUUCUGAAGAAACGUUGUUCUCUAAUAGCAUUGGUGCUUCUGAAGAAAUGUUUCUAGAUAGCUAUUGCAUGUCGAGAGACGCCAUUGUUUCCCCUUGCAGUUUUGACAGCAAAUUUGCCUCAUUUGUCUGGAGAAUUCACUUCCCAAGGCAGGCAAUAUUAUGACGACUGUCAAGCUAAGGACGUAAUGUGAUUUAUCGUUGCAUUGAUAUGGUAAACUGAAUCACAUUAGGUUAUGUUUUAUUUGUUAUUAUUAAAAUUAAAUUUUUUGCCAUGUUAGAUAUUUCAGGUGCCAUGUUAAUUAUUCAUCAUUUUUAAUAAAUGCAUCUAACAUAUGUAAAGUUUUUUGUUAAAUUUCUGUACAAUAUACAAAUUUUGAGUGUAUUAAUGAGUAAAUACGUUAAACAUGUAUUAACGGAAAUAAUGACUAUACUGUAUAUACAGUAUUGAACAUAAUUUAUGAUUUUUUUUAGCUAAUUCUGUAAUCGAACAUAUUUGGGAUAUUUUGUGCAUGUAAUGUAUAAUGAAAUGUAUUGUUAAAUUGCAUUACAAUGUAUUUAUCCUGCAUCAGUGUUAAUACUGACUAAUAACAUAGCCUAAUAUAACGUGACCUGACCUCAUACUUAGCUAAAACAGCGCACCCAAACACGUCCUACAUAAGGUGGGGAUCAAAGCCUCGUUCUGGGCUAGGCUAUCAGGGCCUUGCCCCUGGACUAGACUAUCGAACCUCGUUUUGUGCUAAGCUACUAGACCUUCCUUCUGGAUUAGGCUACCAGAACCUCGUCCUAAGCUAGGUUAUCACUUCCUUAUCCUGGGCUAAGCUACCAGAGCCCUUGUCCUGGGCUAAGCUACCAGAGUCCUUGUCCUGGGCUAAGCUACCAGAGCCCUUGUCCUGGGCUAAGCUACCAGAGUCCUUAUCCUGGGCUCAACUACCAGAGCCCUUGUCCUGGGCUAAGCUACCAGAGCCUUUGUCCUGGGCUAAGCUACCAGAGCCCUUGUCCUGGGCUAGGCUACCAGAGCCCUUGGGCUCAACUACCGAAGCCUCGCCAUGAGGUAGCCUGCGGAACAUCGUCUUUGGCUCUGGAGACUUACCGGGAUAUAAACCCUGACACUGGUAUACCACACAAAACCAGCUUGUCUUUGGUGAAGCUCACAAAGCUUUCAUGAUUUUCCCACACAACCCCCUCCCCUCCUGGUGCUACAUAGCCUUCCCGGCUUGGUGCCUUUUUGGAUUAUUACUUCGCACACACACCCUACACUGUUGCGCGUUAUCCCCCUCUUUUUAUUUGAUUCUGAUAAGGUGGCUUUAUUAGUAUUAUCAUUAAUAGUAGGAAUAGAAGUAGUAAUAUUUGCAGUAUUAUAAAUUAUUAUUAUUAAUGAGCCUCAUGACCAUUUUGUGGACGGUAGUAAUGUAACAAUAUAUAAUUGGUCUGAUGAUACAAGACUGAUUUUGGUCAUUAUCUGUCAACAUUAAUAAAGUCUGAUGCAAGAGGAUACCAUACGGUCGUGUUUUCAUUGAUUUAUUUUACAUUUAUCAAUAAACUAGUUAUGCUUUAU